Solea senegalensis (Senegalese sole) is the source of this 785-nucleotide messenger RNA. It is a transcript of the gene ccni, whose product is annotated as cyclin I. Gene Ontology annotation, biological process: mitotic cell cycle phase transition; regulation of cyclin-dependent protein serine/threonine kinase activity. The annotation marks the transcript as partial. The transcript has 5 exons. Gene Ontology annotation, molecular function: cyclin-dependent protein serine/threonine kinase regulator activity. The record is from RefSeq and is a predicted model, not a curated record. Gene Ontology annotation, cellular component: nucleus; cyclin-dependent protein kinase holoenzyme complex; cytoplasm. NCBI's taxonomy places the organism in Eukaryota, Metazoa, Chordata, Actinopteri, Pleuronectiformes, Soleidae.
AGCCUCAAUCCCUCUCCCCCCCUCUUCAGUCCCCCCCUCGGAAGUAGACGUCUCUGUCUAUAUUCCGUUAUUUUUGUAUCCUUUUUUUUACGGUAACCCCCUUUUCUCCCACCAAGCAGUAGCAUGGGCGCCAGGAUGGAGGACUGAAGAGCGGAGCGGCUCCCCGGUUUACCCCCUUUAUUUUCUGCGUGAGUCGAGAGGAGCGGAUGAAACCCAACUGUGGCUUUCUCCGCUUGGCAGGGGAGGUAGCUGUAUCCAGUGAGGAGGGAGGCUCAACCAGGGAAGUACAACAUGAAGUUCUCAGAACCCUGGGGAGGCCAGAGGCUGUCUUUUCUUCUGGAAAAGGCCGUCUCUAGAGAAACCAAGAUGUGGAAGGUCUACGUGCCAAAGAAGCCCUCCUCACAGGAUACAGACGUCUCCCCGGCUCAGAGAGAUGAGGCCGUGCGCUGGUUGACAGAGAUUCACAGCAAACUGCAGCUUUACCCAGAGACUCUGGUGUUAGCUGUUAGCAUCUUGGACCGCUUCCUCACUCCCAUCAAGGCUCGUCCAAAAUACCUACGCUGCAUCGCCAUCGCCUGCUUCUUCCUGGGUGCAAAAACGUGUGAGGAAGAUGAGUGUGUGCCCUCUCUGAAGGAGCUGGUCGCCUCCAGCAGUUGUGGUUGUUCUCCGUCAGAGAUUUUAAGGAUGGAGCGGAUCAUCCUGGACAAGCUGAACUGGGACCUGCACACGGCCACAGCCCUGGACUUCCUGCACAUUGUAUGUCGUCCAAAAAUUGACAAAAAAAG